GGCUGGAGCGGCGGGAGCGGCGGGAGCGGCGGGCGGCGGGAGCAUGCGGGGCCCGGCGCGGUGCGCGCUGCUGCUGGCGGCGCUGUGGUGGGGCUGCGGGCUGGCGCUGCGCGGGGGCAUGCUGUACCCGCGGGAGAGCCCGUCGCGGGAGCGCAAGGAGCUGACGGGCCUCUGGAGCUUCCGCGCCGACGAGUCGCCCUGCCGGCGCCGCGGCUUGGAGCAGCAGUGGUACCGGGCGCCGCUGCGGGAGUCCGGCCCCACCUUGGACAUGCCGGUACCGUCCAGCUUCAACGACGUGGGCCAGGACAUUCGGCUGCGAGGCUUCAUUGGCUGGGUGUGGUAUGAGCGGGAGGUGACCCUGCCCCAACGGUGGACGCAGGACCUGGGCACGAGAGUGGUGCUGAGGAUCGGCAGUGCCCACUACUACGCCAUUGUGUGGGUGAAUGGGGUCCAUGUGGCAGAGCACGAGGGUGGCCACCUCCCCUUCGAGGCAGACAUCAGCAAGUUGGUGCAGAGCGGGCCUCUGUCCUCCUGCCGGAUCACCAUCGCCAUCAACAACACGCUCACGCCCCACACCCUGCCGCCCGGGACCAUCCUCUUCCAGGGGGACACCUCCAAGUACCCGAAGGGUUACUUUGUCCAGAAAACAAACUUCGACUUUUUCAACUACGCGGGACUGCACCGGCCAGUGCUCCUCUACACCACACCCGUCGCCUACAUCGAUGACAUCACCGUCACCACGGAUGUGGAGCAAGAUACUGGGCUGGUGAACUACCAGGUGUUUGUCCAGGGCAGCGAUCAAUACCAGCUGGAAGUGCUGCUUCUGGAUGAGGACGGCAAAGUUGUGGCUCAGGGCGAGGGAGGCCGGGGCCAGCUGCGGGUGCCCGCUGCCCACCUCUGGUGGCCGUACCUGAUGCACGAGCACCCCGCCUACCUGUACUCCCUGGAGGUGAGGCUGAGCGCAGAGACGGCAGAUGGGCCCGUGUCUGACUUCUACACCCUCCCUGUGGGGAUUCGCACCGUGGGAGUCACGGAGAGCCAGUUCCUCAUCAACCGGACGCCUUUCUACUUCCACGGGGUCAACAAGCACGAGGAUGCAGAUGUCCGCGGGAAGGGCUUCGACUGGCCCCUGCUGGUGAAGGACUUCAACCUGCUCCGCUGGCUCGGGGCCAACUCCUUCCGCACCAGCCACUACCCCUACGCAGAGGAGGUGCUGCAGCUCUGCGACCGCUACGGGAUUGUGGUCAUCGAUGAGAGUCCCGGCGUGGGCAUCGCGCUGAAGGAGAGUUUCAACAACGAGUCCCUGCAGCACCACCUGGAGGUGAUGGAGGAGCUGGUCCGCAGGGACAAGAACCACCCAGCCGUGGUGAUGUGGUCCGUGGCUAACGAGCCCGCCUCCUCCCUGCCGCCCGCUGGCUACUACUUCAAGACGCUGAUCGCCCACACCAAAGCCUUGGACCCUUCCCGGCCCGUGACCUUUGUGACCAACACCCAUUAUGGAGAAGACUUGGGGGCCCCGUUUGUGGACGUCAUAUGUGUGAAUAGUUACUACUCCUGGUAUCAUGACUUCGGGCACUUGGAAGUGAUCCAGCUGCAGCUGGCGACCGAGUUUGAGAACUGGUAUAAGACCUACCAGAAGCCAAUCAUUCAGAGCGAGUAUGGAGCAGAGAGCAUUGCAGGGCUUCACCAGGAUCCACCGCUGAUGUUCAGUGAGGAGUACCAGAAGAGUCUGCUAGAGCAGUAUCAUUUGGUUCUGGACCAAAAACGCAAGGACUAUGUGAUUGGAGAGCUCAUCUGGAACUUUGCUGAUUUUAUGACUGACCAGUCACCAAUGAGAGUGUUGGGGAAUAAGAAAGGAAUCUUCACUCGUCAGAGAGAACCGAAAAGUGCUGCGUUCCUGCUUCGAGAGAGGUACUGGAAACUUGCCAACGAGACCAGGUACCGCUGUGAGUCACAGUGUUGGGGAAUGCCCCGCUGACCUUUCCACGCCAGAGCCCUGUUUCCGAUGCUGCUGGCCGUGCAGUGCCCCCUCUCCAGGUGCGGGACAUCAGCACAGCACACAAAUGCCUUCCGGACUGUGCGGCUGGUCUGCAUUUUAUAUUAACGUUAGAAGGGAAUGUUGAGAGUUGAAAGCAAAAACAAAGCAAUAAAAAACAAUUUAUAGUAAGGGGAAAGUUGGCUUAAAAGUGGCCAUGUAUAAAUUAAAGGAUCUCUACUGAAAGCAGUUGAAAUUAUGUAUGUGUGACAGACUUUUCAUAGCCUUGUGUCUAGACUCGUGUAAUAUUCAGCGCUCACCACAUGCAGUCGUUGGUUACAUACUGUGCUUCUAGAGGAACGGUUUCAAUGCUAGGGAUGCCAUUUUCAUGUUCAAGGCUGGCAGCCUGGGCUCAGAGUAAAAGACAACUAGUUUUUUUUUUUUUUGCUUUUUGGGUCACACCUGGAGAUGUACUGGGGUUACUCUUGGUUCAUGCACUCAGGAAUUACUCCUGGCGGUGCUCAGGGGACCAUAUGGGAUGCUGGGAAUUGAACAUGGGUCAGCUGCGUGCAAGGCAAAUGCCCUACCCGCUGUGCUAUCGCUUCAGCCCCGACAACUGGUCAAGCUCCGCCCAUGUGCCAAAGCACCAACAAAUGUAUAAAAAGUGAUGGUGGGCUAGAAUUUUAAUCUUGGGGGACUGUUGGGGCCACACUUGGCAGUGUCAGAGUUUACUCCUGGCUCUGCACUCAGGGACCACUCCUGGCUCGGCUCAGGGGACAUGGGGUGCUGGGGGAUCAAACCCAGGGCAGCCUUGAGUAGGCAGCCUCACCCAAUACUGUCAUUGUGGACCCUGGAGAGUUUCGAGGACAUCUCCGUGAGCUGGCUCUGAUGGUCUGGGCACCUUCAGUUCCUCCCUCCGUACCCCCCCCACCCCCGUUCACUUCACACCCAUCUAAAAGCACGUAUUAUGCUGGCAUAACAAACAAGACUUUCGUACCAUUUUAUUUUUCUUUUUGGUGAAGCAAGAUAGUUUUUAUUUAAACUUAUCUAGAAAGAUGUGAGGGGAGAGAAAGAAGUAUGUGUUUGAGAGAGAACACAGGCUGUUCAAGGAGAGCACCGGCUUGAGGAGCCCUGUGCACCCGUUUCCACAGAAUUGAGAAAUCAGGGCAGGAAGGAAAGGCCUGCACUGGCAGGGAGCUGACCGCCAGCUUUCCUAGGACACAGUUCCACUCUGCGGUCACUGACCUUAAGAGAAAGGAACAAGUGAGUCCACUGGCCUCGUCACAAGUGACGCCACUCUCCAGUGUGCUAGCCACACUACAGCCCUCCCAGAGAUGUUUCAAAGGGCCCGCUAGAGACCACUGAGCUUAUGUUCCUCCAAAUAAGGCUUAAUGUCAGGAGUAUCAACAUUCUCUCUGGAGCCAGAGGGAUCGCUCAAUGGGUGAGGCGCUUGCCUCAGAGCAUGCAGCUCACCAGUUUGGUAGGGGCUGGGGUGUGUGACAGACACGACACUCUACUUGCCAAACAUUAACAAAUAGACACUCUUUAAAGUGUUUUGUAAAUCGGGGAUAAGGGCCAUUUCUUUUUUUUUUUUUUUUUUUUUUUUUGCUUUUUGGGUCACACCUGUCGAUGCACAGGGGUUACUCCUGGCUCUGCACUCAGGAAUUACUCCUGGCGGUGUUCAGGGGACCAUAAGGGAUGCUGGGAAUCGAACCUGGGUCAGUCACAUGCAAGGCAAACGCCCUACCUGCUGUGCUAUCACUCCAGCCCCAAGGGGCAUUUCUUUUUUUUUUUUUUUCGGUUUUUGGGUCACACCUGGCGAUGCAUAGGGGUUACUCCUGGCUCUUCACUCAGGAAUUACCCCUGGCAGUGCUCAGGGGACCAUAUGGGAUGCUGGGAUUAGAACCCAGGUCGGCCGAGUGCAAGGCAAAUGCCUUACCUGCUGUGCUAUUGCUCCAGCCCCCGCAAGGGCCAUUUCUUAUCACUCAAGUCCUUGGACAGAUGACAGGAGAAGACAUUCCCCCUCCUGCUGCCCCGUCCCUGCAGCCGGCUCCCAAGUGCCGCUCCACCCACAACUCCUCUUGACUUGUCCCAGCUGUCCCUGCCUCCAUUCUGACCAGAAAUGUUACCUCCAGUGCACAGGAACAGUUCGAAAAAGAGGUAAUUGUAUCAGUGUGAAAUAAUGAUCAAUUCCUAGAUCAUUACUGGGAAUUUAACUGACAGCACCUGAAAAAAAAAAAAUCCUAAGGACAGUGCGUAGACAAAGGAAUUCCCCUGCAGUGGCAGACAGGAGUCCAGAAAAAUCCUAAAGCUCAAAUAGAACCUUGAGUCUCAGAGACGAGGGAGUCGAUCCACACUGUGAUGGCACUGGCAGUGAGCUCCAGAGCAUCUCGAGGAAGAACUGACUCCGAAUACCAGAGUCCACACAAACAGAACUCAAGGAGUCAAGGACAAGCAAGCCGCAGUAGCAGAAUUCAGCGAGUGGAGAAUCACACCCGUGGCACUGAAGACACGAUACCAGCCAUCAACAAUAAUGAAGCAGCAAGAGCAAAGGGAAACUGAUGAAUGUAGGGGAAAGUAAAAAUUCUUGAUGGGUAACAGCUGUAUCACUGUAUAACUGUCAUCCCGUUGUUCAUUGAUUUGUUCGAGCGGGCACCAGUAACAUCUCCAUUGUGAGACUUGUUACUGUUUUUGGCAUAUUGAGUACGCCAUGGGUCGCUUGCCAGGUUCCGAGUGUGGGCGAGAUACUCUCGGUAGCUUGCUGGGCUCUCCAAGAGGGAGGGAGGACUCGAACCCAGGUCAGCCGCGUGCAAGGCAAACACCCUACCCGCUGAGCUACCGCUCCGACUCCUUGUAUGCUUUUUCCUUAUUUUUACUUUAAAUCUCUGAGCUCUUAUGUUUUAGGAGUAUUUUGUAAAUAAAAUGAAUAAAACUUUUAACAGCUGAGCCUUAGACUCCGUUGUUGGUCAACAUUUCACUCUAUCAAUAAAUCAAAGCUAGAGUUUGGUAUUAAUUUCAAUGACUCACUUUUUAUGAUUUUCAUAAAGCUCUUUUAUUAUCAUCUUAAAUUUGGUGUCUUUUAUUAUCAUCUUACUUUAACUCUAUUCCAUUUAACCUCAACUUUGAAAUUUAUCAAGCCCCUUUUCAUUUUUGUCGUACUUAAAGUAUAACAUAAUAAGCAUUUUUACCUAAUGAGGCAAGUUUGCCCACAUUUUUACAUUCCUCCAAAAAAAGUCAAGACCUAAGAAUCCAUAUAUCACAUAACCCUACUAUCAGCAUGAAGGAUAAUCUCCAAAUUAUAUGAAUACCAGAAGGUGAGGAAAGAGAAAGGGGGAGAAUGACUGGUCAAAAUAAUAAUUCAGAACAUCCCCAGUUUAUGGAGGGAAACUUCUGCAGAGAUUCAAGAGGCCCAAAGAGUACCAAACAAAAUCAACGCAAACAAAUCAACACCAAUACACAGCAACUGAAAUGGUAAAAACAAAAGACAAGAAUACUUUAAGAGAAAAACCUUUAGUGUAAAGGAAAAAAUAAUUAUUGCAGAUCUCUCAAAUGAUAUACAAGCAAGAAGACUGCAAUGACACAUUCAAAGUCCC
Messenger RNA from Sorex araneus (European shrew), 5568 nucleotides. RefSeq names its product glucuronidase beta (gene GUSB). Gene Ontology annotation, molecular function: beta-glucuronidase activity; carbohydrate binding; signaling receptor binding. Bases 44 to 1978 code for a protein of 644 amino acids. The transcript is spliced from 12 exons. Gene Ontology annotation, biological process: glucuronoside catabolic process; carbohydrate metabolic process. NCBI's taxonomy places the organism in Eukaryota, Metazoa, Chordata, Mammalia, Eulipotyphla, Soricidae. The record is from RefSeq and is a predicted model, not a curated record.